This is a messenger RNA of Cladocopium goreaui, 1707 nucleotides long. The record is from the annotation of a GenBank genome assembly. NCBI's taxonomy places the organism in Eukaryota, Dinophyceae, Suessiales, Symbiodiniaceae.
AUGAAAAUCAAAAAGGCACUGAGCAAGGCAGAAAGGCUGGAGUGGACUAGCCGGCUGUUUCUCAGUGUGACAGACGAGAAUGUGAAAAAGAACUCAGAGACGCAAGUCGAGCAACUGGCACGUGCCUUAUCGGAUUUGCUGUCAAUGACGCCACAUCUCUACACCUACAUUGCCAGAGUAACUCGCUGGAAAGAUUUUGUGACGCAAGCUGGAGUUUCGAUCAAAGGCAUGCGACAUGUGCAUUACCUACGGUUUUGCGAGCGGAAAGAUAUGGGUUCUGAUAUUUUGGACAAUGUUUCCGAGAUUGAGGAGUACAAGUCUGGUGACAGACAUCCCGAAGACAUUUUCUUGAUUACAAAAAGGUGGCUGGCUGAUACCCAAAUGUCUCGAGUGAUCUGUGUGAUGCCAGCUGGUGUGGCGAAACAGCUUCGAACGGGGCAUUACUUGCCAAACGGCCAAGCUGACAGGCCUGCAUCGUAUCCCAUUUUGGGCUACCGUUACAUCCCUGAAAUGCGUGCUGAAUCUUUGAUGGCUGGCACCUGGACUGUGCCAACUCGCCGGAAAAUUUUUGACUUGUCCAUGGGUCAUGAGGACAUGGAUCAGAACGCCUCUUCAACUCGAUCUGAUGAUGGAGUUCUGCUGGCUUCAGAUGAUGAGGAGCUGCCGGAUUCCAAUGCCAGGCUGCGAAAGCUACCUUUCAAUCAUGUUCCCAAUGUCUCUGACUUUGUGCAGACGUUCCUGCAGGAACCGAUCUUUGACCCUUUGCGCCAGAAGUUGGCUGCCACAUUGCGGAAUGUGGACACGCUUACGGUGGGGAGCAUGUGCUCCGGAUGGGGUGUUCUAGAGAUGGUGCUUCACUGCUUAGAACAUGACUGGAAUGAAACCAAUGCCGGGAAGUCAGACAUGAAGGUAGACCUGGCAUUCAUGGUGGAAUAUGACACCAAGAAACAGGAGUAUUUGAAGACCCGGUUCCCCCAUGCGCGAUAUGUGUUCAACGACAUGAAGGACAUGGGCAACAGAGAAGCUGCAACCUGGGAUGGGAGCGUCCACAAAAUUCCCAAGUCUGGCUCGGGCUUCCAAGCAGUGAAAAGUUACUGCGAAAGGUACGACCAGAUUGAAAGGGUCUUGGAAGGACUUGGGUAUCUGGUCACCGGUUUGGAAUGCAACACCGCCAACUAUGGGCUUCCCCAGCAGCGCAGCCGAGCGUGGUUGAUGUGUAUCUUGAAAUCCCAAAGUUUGUUCAAAGCAGUUCAUGAAAUGCCUCGAGAUUUGGAAUUGUUCCAAUGCCAACCCUUGUCUUUGGAAUUGCUGAUUUCAGAGACCAUGACCCAUGGAGCAGAUUCGAAAUCAUCCAAGCCUGCCAACGGCAAGUCGGAUGCGAAGUGGAAAGAAGCUCUCAAGGAGAUCUACAAACGGCUUGGCAAGGCGAGCUGGGAUUACUGUGCUGUCAGCGGCUGCGGGAAUUUGAAUCUCAAAAUUUUGACUGUUCACAUCAAAGCGUUCCAAAAUUUCUGGCACAGCCCCAAUGCGACUGCACCACAGCCGUGGCAGGAGAAGGUGGAUGCUACGCUGGCAAAACUCCGCCCCAAAGCAACGUGCUGCAGCGACCGUGAGGUGGCCGUCCUGGCUACUGCCAUUCAAGAGGUGAUCCAGAAUAAGAACGUCGAUCCUUUUGAAAAGUUGAUGGUCAUACAAGUAGUCCCUUAG